AUGGGCAAGAUGUUCGGCAUUGACACGCUUGUCGCUCAAGAGAUUGGUUGUUGUGUGCAAAACAACGACGGCGUGUGGGGACGUUGGGCGUACUCCUACCCCGAUAGGACAAAGUUCACACCGUCACCAGGGUCCAACCCUGUGUUCCACCGCGGCUUGGUCUAUCUACUGCUAGAAGACGGAAGAUUAGCUGCAUGUGACGAGUCCAAACACGAAGAAGGAUUUGAAAUUCUUGAGAAGCCGCGGAGUUUCGGGCUUGUAUACGAAGACAGCUACUUGGUCGAGUCCGACCAGGGUGAGCUGAUGGUUGUCCUCAUCGGCCGACGCGGGUCGCCUGUCAACAUUUUCAAGCUCAAUGAACACACGAUGGAGUGGGAGAAAAUGGAGAGCCUAGAUGGCAGGGCUUUGUUUACAGGUACACUCACGACUGUAACGAAGAAGACUGCCAUUAAGUCCAUGCAAAACAAGGUCUUCCUCCCAAGACUCUACGAUUGGCCUAACAUCGUUUAUGCUGACUUUGUCCUGCGCGACGGUGAAUUUGCCUUCGUAGAGUCACGGCGUGUUGAUAACAAGGUGAAGGUUGGCAAUGGCGCAUAUAGCACAAAUAUGUGGUCUUACGAAUUGGGACAACGCGAAAAUCCAAGGGACUUUUGGGAGACAGAGAGAAUGGAUUACAGUAUUUGGGUCGAUUUUAGCAAUAAUUAG
Messenger RNA from Triticum turgidum subsp. durum (durum wheat), 705 nucleotides. NCBI's taxonomy places the organism in Eukaryota, Viridiplantae, Streptophyta, Magnoliopsida, Poales, Poaceae. The record is from the annotation of a GenBank genome assembly.